Cariama cristata (Red-legged seriema) is the source of this 1140-nucleotide messenger RNA. RefSeq names its product carbohydrate (N-acetylglucosamine 6-O) sulfotransferase 4 (gene CHST4). The transcript has a single exon. Gene Ontology annotation, biological process: carbohydrate metabolic process; keratan sulfate proteoglycan biosynthetic process; N-acetylglucosamine metabolic process. Lineage: Eukaryota; Metazoa; Chordata; Aves; Cariamiformes; Cariamidae. Gene Ontology annotation, cellular component: Golgi membrane. The record is from RefSeq and is a predicted model, not a curated record. Bases 1 to 1140 code for a protein of 379 amino acids. Gene Ontology annotation, molecular function: N-acetylglucosamine 6-O-sulfotransferase activity.
AUGGUGAAGUCUAGAAGGGUGCAGGUGCUCCUGAUUUUGGCAGUUCUGUCCUUCCUUCUGAUCCACUUCUACUUCCUACCCUGCAGCAACAAUGCCCCCACGGAAGAAAAACCUUCUCCAGUCCACAUCCUCAUUCUCUCCUCCUGGCGAUCAGGAUCUUCUUUCACUGGACAAAUCUUCAGCCAGCACCCCAGCGUCUUCUACCUGAUGGAGCCCGCAUGGCACGUGUGGGUUACGAUGUACCAGAACAGUGCGAAGGUCUUGCACAUGGCAGUGCGGGACCUAGUCAGGUCGGUCUUUCUGUGUGACAUGUCAGUGUUUGAUGCUUACAUGUCUAGCCAGAAGAAAAAGUCUGAUUUAUUUCAGUGGGAGACAAGCCGAGCCUUGUGCUCCCCCCCUGCCUGCGACUCAUUCAGUCGCAGUGACAUAAUCACUGCAGGCAAUUGCAGAACAAUCUGUGGCAAGUACCCAUUCAGCAAGGUGGAGGAAGCUUGUAAAACCUACAGCCAUGUUGCCAUCAAGGAGGUUCGAUUCUUUGACCUAAAAGUUCUCUACCCGCUUCUCACUGAUCCGUCUCUGAACCUCAAAAUCAUUCACUUGGUCCGUGAUCCUCGGGCUGUUUUCAGGUCCCGAGAGAAUACAGUGGCAGACCUGAAACGUGACAGUAACAUUGUUGUGGGGUCCCAGAGUACGAAGGGAGAAAUGGGGCCCUACAACACAAUGCAAGUAAUUUGCAAAAGCCAUGUUGAGAUUUACAAGGCAGGCCGUCAGGCCAUUCCCAGCUUCCUGAAAGACCGCUACCUGCUGGUUCGCUACGAAGACAUUGUCAGAGACCCGCUAGCAAGGGCUGCUCAGAUGUACAGGUUUGCAGAACUCCAUUUCACACCGGAACUUCGGAAGUGGGUGCACAACAUCACCCAUGGGAAGGGGCAAGGAGCACAGGCCUUUGAUAUUGGGUCCAGAGAUGCGCUGAGAGUAUCCCAGGCCUGGAGGAAGACCCUUCCCUUCCAGAAAAUAGAAAAAGUGCAAAAUGUGUGCAAGGAUGCGAUGGACUUGCUGGGCUACCGGCUCAUUCAGUCUGAAGAAGAGCAAAAAAAUAUGUCACUGGAUCUUUUGUUUGCCCAGAACUCCUCUGAGUAA